Boeremia exigua is the source of this 1419-nucleotide messenger RNA. Its product is annotated as Ribokinase-like protein. The record is from RefSeq and is a predicted model, not a curated record. NCBI's taxonomy places the organism in Eukaryota, Fungi, Ascomycota, Dothideomycetes, Pleosporales, Didymellaceae. The transcript is spliced from 2 exons. Bases 273 to 1319 code for a protein of 348 amino acids.
GCUGCAGGCCCGCCACGCCGGAGCUCCCUGCAUCAGCGCCGCGGGGGUCUGUGAAUGGUCGGGUUCCACGACACCUGAAUCUUGAGUCUGCUCCACGAACGCUUCGGGGGCGGCCAUCUCACGUACAGCUGUGCCGGUGCCAAUCUCAGCGGCCGACAGUCUCUCCAAACAGCGGCCCCGCAAGCAGUCGGCACAAUCACGAAUGCUCCGAAGUCGCUGAUAAGACGUCUUCCAGAGCAGCAGAAAGCUUGCAGCACCAACAAACAAACACCAUGGCAAACAUGACUUCGACUAUCGACUUCUGCACGCUGGGCAUGUUCAUCAUUGACGAGAUUGAGUUUGCCCCGCCAAAGCCCCCGGUCAAAGACAUUGUCGGUGGCGCCGGCUCCUACUCUGCACUCGGCGCCCGUAUCUUCUCGCCGCCCCCGCAGUCGAGAAGCGUUGGCUGGAUCGUAGACUGCGGGUCCGACUUCCCUGCUGAGCUGCGAGACUACAUUGCGUCAUGGGAGAGCGGUGCGCUGGUCCGUGAGACACCUGACCGACUGACCACUCGCGGGUGGAACGGGUACGGAGACAACGAGCACAGGGCAUUCCGGUACUUGACUCCGAAGCUUCGCGUCACUCACGAAGACGUCAAGGAUACGGACCUGUUGUGGGCCAAGUCGUUCCACCUGAUUUGCUCCCCUGCGAGGUGCAUAGAGCUCGUCAAGAAUAUCCUGGAACUGCGUGUCGUAGCUUCUCCCACGACCGAGCGCCCGCAAUUCAUCUGGGAGCCGGUGCCAGAUCUUUGCACGCCUGGAGAGUUUGAGAACUGCCUGGAGGCACUCAAGCACGUGGAUGUCGUGAGCCCCAACCAUGGUGAGCUCGGCGGCUUCUUCGGCGAAUCGACCGACGCAGAGCAACAUGUCAACUUUCGCCUCAUCGAGUCACUCUGUGAGCAGUGGCUGGACAGUGGGAUAGGGCCCAAUGGCAGCGGCGGCAUUGUGUUGAGGAGCGGGAAAGACGGGUGUCUGGUGGCGCGUCGCGGCUCGCAGAAGUGGCUGCCUGCGUACCACCAGAACAGCGAGAAGGUGGUGGACCCUACUGGCGGCGGCAAUGGCUUCUUGGGCGGGUUAGCAGUCGGGUUAGUUCGCAAUGGCGGCGUUGCGGAGCUCGAGGAGGCUGCGGCGUGGGGCGCGGUAUCAGCAAGCCUUGCAAUUGAGCAGGUGGGCAUGCCGGUGCUGGCACACAGCGCGCAGGGCGAGACGUGGAACGGGAUUCGGGUCGAGGAAAGACUCGCAGAGUUCAAACAGAGGCUUGGUAGAUAUGUACAGCCGUAAUGCGCAUUGGUUGUGUGGUAUGGCGGAAAUGUGGUUAUGGUGGUUGUGUUAUGGUGGUGAUGUGGUUAUGUGGUUAUGUGGUUAUGUGGUAUGGUGGUUA